Messenger RNA from Lingula anatina, 1343 nucleotides. RefSeq lists its product as uncharacterized. Lineage: Eukaryota; Metazoa; Brachiopoda; Lingulata; Lingulida; Lingulidae. The record is from RefSeq and is a predicted model, not a curated record.
AUGGGUAGUGAUCAAUGCAACCGAUUUAAUAAGGACUCGCUGAAACUAAUAUGCCAAAGAGCCAGUAUAUGGGAAUUGGGCACCUGUGUUUGUCCACAUGGAACCUAUGGGGCGCUUGGUUCUUCAACUUGCAAAAAUGAAACGGUGAUCGGCACGUUCUGCAACAACACUAUUGAUACGUUCCUGUGUCAGUCUGCAAUCAAUGACAGCCAGUGUCUGGACGGUAGAUGUCAGUGCAUGUUAGGUUUCUACGGAAAAGAAGCUGGGAAAACCUGCACCAACACCCAAGUCGUUGGUCUCGGGUGCCAAAAUGAAACUGACUGUAGCAAAGUGAGCAACACCAUUUGUGAGAACGACAAGUGCUCUUGUCAACGUGGAUACUACGCUGAAGAAGGGGAGCCAUCGUGCAAGGAAGAGAUCAAGAAGGAUCUGGAACAACAUUGCGAUGGAGACGGAGAACAAGAAUGUAGAACGCUGAACGCAUCCUGCAUGGCGGGGAUCUGUAGUUGUCUGGUUGGCUUCUAUAAACACAAACCGAAUAUAACCAAACCGUGGACUUGCUUGCCCAAAUCUCUUGUCGGGCAGAACUGUACCUCUGAGCAUGGCUUCGACGUAUGCAACGACACCAAUGCUGCCUGUAACGGCGGCGUAUGUACUUGUAACAGUGGAUUCGCAAGGAGGGAAGACAUUUGUGUUUCUAAGGUUGACUUCACCCAGUCGUGUCAAUCGACAGAAGAGUGUUUGGAUAUAGACGCUGUAUGCAUUAACAACACGUGCGACUGCAAGAACGGCACCUACUUGGUCAGUGGUCGAUAUUUGUACUGCAGACCGCUAGUGAACCUCAACAAACCCUGCCCAUCAAACAGACAGGGUGUGUGCAAGGACCCCAAUGCGGUGUGUAGCGGAGGAAGAUGCAUAUGUAAACCUUCAUUUUAUAGUAAAGAUGGUAACGUUUGUGGUAAGUUUCAAGUGGUGUCAUUUACAUUCAUUCUAAGUCACAUUAUGUUUCCGUUUAUAAUAUUCUUAAUUACUAGAAUUACAAAGACUACGAAGGGGGGGGGGGUUGAUACAUUGUGUUUUUGCUAUGAUUGUUGUUUCGGAUAAUUUUGUCUUUUUGGUAGUUAUGGAAAUAUUUAUGAUAACGUACUGAGAAAUGAAGGGGUUUUCUACUAUUUAUGUAAAUUUGUUCCAUGCCACCUUAGUUCUUUGAACAUCUGUGAAAUACGUUAAACUUAUUACAUUGUUCUUAUUAUGAAACACACGGUGAUAAUUUGGUAUUUUUAAAUUUGAAUUAAAAUUCAAUAGGCAUACGUUUGUCUCUUUCUGUUUGUCCUUCCGCUUAA